AUGAAGGGACUGCGUAAACUGACAGCAUCUGCAAUGGCACUGUUCUUGGCAGCGUCCUUCAUAUCUUUCUCCUGGAGCACACCUCAGGCUCAUUUCCAAAGGAGAAACUGGACUCCUCAGGCUAUGCUCUAUUUGAAGGGUGCACAGGGACGUCGAUUCAUCUCAGAUGAGAGCCAGCGAAAGGAUCUGUAUGACAGAAUGCAGCUUGAAACACGCAGCCAAAACACAAAUCCUUUAUCUCUUUCUGAAGCUGCAGCACUGUUCCAUAGUUCCUUACGGAAAGCACAAGAAGAAGUUGAAGAAGAAAACAGUGAUCACCCUGGCUACUUGACAGAUAAUCUAUCAAAUUGGUGA
Messenger RNA from Aptenodytes forsteri (emperor penguin), 354 nucleotides. It is a transcript of the gene SPX, whose product is annotated as spexin hormone. Gene Ontology annotation, molecular function: neuropeptide hormone activity. Gene Ontology annotation, cellular component: cytoplasm. The record is from RefSeq and is a predicted model, not a curated record. The transcript is spliced from 6 exons. The coding region runs from base 1 to 354 and encodes 117 amino acids. Gene Ontology annotation, biological process: positive regulation of gastro-intestinal system smooth muscle contraction. NCBI's taxonomy places the organism in Eukaryota, Metazoa, Chordata, Aves, Sphenisciformes, Spheniscidae.